Messenger RNA from Symbiodinium natans, 1092 nucleotides. NCBI's taxonomy places the organism in Eukaryota, Dinophyceae, Suessiales, Symbiodiniaceae. The record is from the annotation of a GenBank genome assembly.
AUGGACCGAAAGCGCAUGAGCAUCGGGAAUGUCACGGCCCCGAUUGUGGGGACCCGAUCGAGCGGCACCACGGAAAGGGAGGCCGGCAUCGCAGAGGUUUUUGAGCGCGCAAGAGAAGAGAAGACUAGAGCAGUUUAUGUGACAUCCAUCACCGACAGAGACCUCCAAGGCCGUCAGAGCUUUGCCGAGAAGGACAGGAUCGUCCUUGUUCCGCCAGGCAGCGAUGAACAGGAGAUGGAAGAUUGGGUAAGAGCAACGGUUGGAUAUGGCUGCAGAAAGGGCUUGAAGCCAGAGAGCCCUAACCAGGACAGUUUUUCCUUGGUUGUGGUGGAGAGUGAUUUUGCAAUGUACGGCGUUUAUGAUGGCCAUGGUCCAGCAGGUCAUGACUGCUCGGACCUGUCCUUGAGGAAGUUGUGCAGCGCCUUCUUGAACGACCCGGAUCGUGAAAAGGAUCCAGGGGCCGUCCUUACCAAGGUUUUCCUCGAAACUCAGGAGAUCCUGAUGAAGCAAGGACAGUUCGACACGAGCGGGACAACAUGUACGAUAGUGUAUCACGACAGGAAGUUGGACAAGCUGACCAUUGCGCAUGUUGGUGACAGCAGGAGUGUUCUUGGGAAAAAGAAAGAUGACGCAUCGCCGUGGGAGAGUCUGGAAUUGACAACAGAUCACAAACCAGACCUUCCAAAAGAAAAAGCUCGGAUAGAAAGCGCUACUCCUCCUGGUCGCGUGGUCUUUGACGGCUACUACAACCACCGCGUGUUUGCACAGAACGGCAUGUAUCCAGGUCUCAAUAUGUCGCGUGCGUUGGGCGACAUCGUUGCGCACAAAGAGGCCGGACUCACAGCCGAGCCAGACGUUUGUGUCAUUGACCUCAAAGCAGAGCGCGAGAAGUAUUCCAAGCUGGUCUUACUCGUUUGCACAGAUGGCGUUUGGGAGUUUAUUCUGAACAAAGAGGCCAUCGGAAUGGUACAGAAGUUUCCGGACUGCCAACAGGCAGUCGACAGACUGAUGAAGGAGAGUUGGGAUCGGUGGAUGAAAGACUCAGACAAUGAAAUUACUGACGAUAUCACGGCAAUGCUGGUGAACUUGUAG